AUGAGCGGAGGAAAGAGCAGUUUGCCUUUAUUUUCGGUGAGAAAGAAGAGGGAGAAGAAAGUUAUUGAAAGCAGAAAGAGAAGAGAAAGAGCUUUUGCUUUACAAGCAUGAAAGAAGCAUUUGUCGAUUAAGAAAGCAGCAGCGAUUGCGAAAGAAAGAUGGUCUUUAUUAUAUUAUGCCAAGAAGAAGAAAGAAAGCAUUUCAGUGAAAGAGUCCUGUCCCUACGGGAGAAAGCAGCAAAGAAGAAAGAGCCGGUUCUUGUCUUGCCCAGCACAUCUGGCCUAUCAAGACAGCCGGAAAGAAGCUCUUGCUCCAGAAGAAGAAAGAAAGAAGAAAGAGCUUGUCUCUACUCCAGCAGAAGAAAGAGAUGACCUUGACGAAGAAAGAAAACCACAUUUGGCUCUAUCUGAGAAGAGAGCCGAUCCAUUGAGAAAGAGGAAGAAAGAAGAAAGAAAGAAGAGACGACGAGAAGAGGCCGAGCCGAAAGACGAGCCGACGAGAGAAAGAAAGACAGAAAGAGAAAGAGCCGACCCGAGAGGAAAAGAACGAGACAGAAAGAAAGAGAAGGAAAAGAGGAAAGAAGGACAAGGAGGAAAGAGAAAGAGAGAGAGAAAGAAGGAAGAAAGAGCCGACAGAAAGAAAAGGAGAGAAAGAAAGAAACGACCAGAGGAAAGAAGAGGAAGGAAAGGAGAGGAAGGAGACAAACAAAGAAAGAAAGAAAGAGACAAGAAGAAGGAAAGACAAAGAGAAAGAAAGAGACCGAGAAAGAACGAGAAAGAGAAAGAAAGGAAGAGACAGAGAAAGAAAGAGAGGAAAAGAAGACAUGAAAGAGACAGACACAAGGAACAAGAAGAAAGAGAGCCGAAGGAAGAGAGAGAGAAAGACAGACAAGAAGGAAGACAACAAAGAAGAGCACAGACAAAGAAAGGAAGAGAAAGAAAGAGGAAGAGAAGAAAGAAAGAGGAGAGAAGAAAAGAAAGGAAAGCUGAAAGAAAAGAAGGAGGAGGCAGAAAGAGAACAGAAAGGAAAGGAAAGAAAAGGAAGAAAGAAAGGAAAGUGAGGAAAGAAAGAAGGAAAGGAAAGAAAGAAGGAGGAAGAAAGAAAGGAAAGAAAGAGAGGAAAGAAAGAAGGAGAAAGAAGGAAAGAAAGGAGGAAAGAAGGAAAGGAAAGGAAAGAAAGAAACAGAAGAAGGACAGAAAGAAAGGAAAAGAUGAAAGAGAAGGAAAGAAAGAAAGAAAGGAAAGGAGAGAAAGGAAGGAAGGAGAGAAGGAAAGGAAGAGGAAGGAAGAGGAAGAAAGAUGGAGAAGGAAGGAAGGAGGAAGAGAAAGAAGGAAGGAGGAAAGGAAGAAGGAGGAAGAAAAGGAGGAGGAAGGAAAGAAAGGAGAGGAAAGGAAGGAGGAAGAGGAAAGGAAAGGAAAGGAAAGAGGAGGAGAGAAGGAGGAAAGGAGGACAGGAAAGGAAAGAGGAGGAAUGGAAAGGAAGGGAGGGAGGAGAAAGAGAUGGAGGAAAGGAAAGGAAAGAAAGGAAAGGAGGAAGAAAGAGUGGAGGAAAGAGGAAAGGACAGGAAAGA
Messenger RNA from Haliotis rubra (blacklip abalone), 1570 nucleotides. Its product is annotated as vicilin-like seed storage protein At2g18540. The annotation marks the transcript as partial. NCBI's taxonomy places the organism in Eukaryota, Metazoa, Mollusca, Gastropoda, Lepetellida, Haliotidae. The transcript is spliced from 4 exons. The record is from RefSeq and is a predicted model, not a curated record.